Messenger RNA from Aspergillus wentii DTO 134E9, 2249 nucleotides. RefSeq names its product putative mitochondrial outer membrane translocase receptor (TOM70) (gene tom70). Gene Ontology annotation, biological process: intracellular protein transport. NCBI's taxonomy places the organism in Eukaryota, Fungi, Ascomycota, Eurotiomycetes, Eurotiales, Aspergillaceae. Gene Ontology annotation, cellular component: mitochondrial outer membrane. Gene Ontology annotation, molecular function: protein-transporting ATPase activity; protein binding. The transcript has 6 exons. Bases 122 to 2014 code for a protein of 630 amino acids. The record is from RefSeq and is a predicted model, not a curated record.
CAGGGCCGCAUCACCUCUUCUUCCCUGACUACUCCUCCCCUCUACGCAACACUUUUGCCUGCCGACUGUUCUUGCCGUGCGUUAUUCAGAAUAGAAUAAUAGAACAGAUUACACGGUCAUCAUGUCGAGCGAAUCGCCGUUACCCGAGGCUGCGAAGAACGUGGUCGUUGACACUACUUCUCUUCCAGCAUCCUCUACAUCGUCCGUGUGGGAUCGAAUUUCGAAAUGGGUCUCAGAGAAUAAGGCUCUUGUCUAUACCGUUGCUGGUGUUGCGGUCGUCGUGACCAGUGCUGGUGUCGUCUACUACCUGUCCGACUCGAGCCGGCCAGCAACUUCUCCUGCUUCCGCAGAGAAGAAGAGGGCUAAGACCCAGAAGCGGAGAGAAGAGAAGAAGAAGAAGGCUGAGGAGAAGUCCAAGUCCGCGUCUGUCCAGGACGAGCAACCCGCAAAGAAGACCGAGGAGCCUGCCGAAGAGCUUCCUGAGGUUGAUGAGGCGACUGUUGGUGAAUUGUCGGACGAGACCAGGAAAAGCUACGCCGCAAAGCUCAAGGCAGCCGGUAACAAGGCUUAUGGAUUGAAGGACCACACCAAAGCCAUUGAGCUGUACGGAAAGGCCAUCAUCUGCAAGCCCGACCCAGUCUUCUACUCUAACCGCGCUGCCUGCUACAAUGUUCUGUCCGACUGGGAGAAGGUCAUCGAAGACACCAGCGCCGCCCUUGCAAUGGACAGCGAGUACGUCAAGGCCUUGAACCGAAGAGCCACUGCCUACGAACACCUCGAAAAGUUCAGCGAAGCCCUUCUCGACUUCACCGCAAGCUGCAUCAUCGAUGGCUUCUCCAACGAGGUCAGCCGUGUCGCACUGGAGAGAUUGUUGAAGAAGGUUGCCGACAAGAAGGGCAAGGCCAUUAUCGAGGCCAAGGGCCGCAAGCUCCCCAGCCCGACCUUUGUCUCCAACUACCUUGGAAGCUUCCGCUCGAAGCCCCUCCCCGAGGGUCUUGAAGAGACCGUCGACCUGGCUGAGGAGUCUGGUAAGGGUCAGCUGCGCAAGGGUCUGCUCGCCAUGGCCAAGAAGACCGGUGACGGUUACGAGGAGGCUGCCGCAGCCUUCGAAAAGGCUUUGGAGCUCGGCGACUUGGGUGAAUUCGAGGCCCUCGCUCUCAACAUGAGAGCUACUUUCACAUACCUUGAAGGCAAUGCCGAGUCGGCCCUGGCUGAUCUGAACAAGAGCACUGAAUUGCAGCCAUCUCUGGUUCAGAGCUACAUCAAGCGCGCCAGCUUGCACCUCGAGCUCGGCAACAAGGAAACCGCUGCCGACGACUUUGAGCUCGCAAUCACCCACAACAAGGAUGACCCUGACAUUUACUACCACCGCGCCCAGCUGCACUUCAUUCUCGGAGAGUUCGCCGAGGCCGCCAAGGACUACCAGAAGUCGAUCGAUCUCGACAGCAACUUCAUCUACUCCCACAUCCAGCUCGGUGUCACACAGUACAAGAUGGGCUCCGUUGCCUCCGCCAUGGCCACCUUCAGAAGAUCCGUCAAGAACUUCGAAAACGUUCCGGACGUCUACAACUAUUACGGUGAACUUCUGCUUGACCAGCAGAACUUCUCCGAGGCCAUUGAGAAGUUCGACAAGGCCGUCGAGAUGGAGAAGCAGAGCAAGCCAAUGGGCAUCAAUGUCCUUCCCCUGAUCAACAAGGCUCUUGCACUCUUCCAGUGGAAGCACGACUUCUCCGAGGCCGAGAACUUGUGCCAGAAGGCUCUGAUCAUCGACCCCGAGUGUGACAUUGCUGUCGGAACCAUGGCUCAGUUGCUUCUGCAGCAGGGUAAGGUGUCGCAGGCACUCAAGUACUUCGAGAGAGCUGCAGAACUCGCCCGCACUGAGGCCGAGAUUGUCAACGCCAUCUCCUAUGCCGAAGCCACCCGCACACAGCUUGAGGUGCAAGAGAAGUACCCCCAGUUGGCUGCGCGACUACAGGGCAUGGGCGCCGGUAUGGGCGGUCCUCCCGGCCUGUAAACAAGACAGCCGCAGCGCAGUUAUCGGAGCAGCUUUACUAGGCUAUCCGAUAUGACAAUCAUUUUGAAGAGUCCCUUUUUUAGAUCGAGGUCCUGACCAGACAUAUGCGGUGUUAAUUUUUCCAUUAUUUUAUUAUUAUCUUUUUUUGUGUCCCGGUUUCUUUCCCCUUCUUUUCCCACCAUGCAUACAGACCACGGUGCAUGAUUGUCUGAUCAUCUGGUUCUUGUCCGGUCUC